This is a messenger RNA of Vicia villosa (hairy vetch), 2253 nucleotides long. RefSeq lists its product as uncharacterized. The record is from RefSeq and is a predicted model, not a curated record. The coding region runs from base 1 to 2253 and encodes 750 amino acids. The transcript is spliced from 3 exons. NCBI's taxonomy places the organism in Eukaryota, Viridiplantae, Streptophyta, Magnoliopsida, Fabales, Fabaceae.
AUGCGUGAUAUUGGACAAUAUUCGUUUAAGAGGGCACAUGCGUAUGAUACUUUAUGCAAUGACAAGGAUAAACCUUUGUACCCAGGAUGCACAAAUUUUACACGUUUGUCAGCCGUGUUAAAAUUGUUUAAUCUGAAGGCAAAUAACGGGUGGACUGAUAAAAGUUUUACCAAAUUGUUUGAAUUGUUGACACAAAUGCUUCCAGACGGUAACGCACUACCAAGUCGUUAUUACGAGGCGAAGAAAAUAUUGUGUCAGUUGGGUUUGGAGCAUGAAAAGAUACAUGCAUGCCCUAAUGAUUGUAUAUUAUACAGAAAAGAGUAUGUAAACUAUAAUCAUUGUCUGAAGUGCAAGGCGUCACGCUACAAAAAGAAAGAUGGUGAAUCUAGUGAUGAUGAGGAGGUCAAAAAGUGUCCUCCCGUGAAAGUGGCAUGGUACCAACCAAUAAUUUCAAAGUUCAAGAGAUUAUUCGCUAAUGGAGACUACACAGAGAAUCUUAGAUGGCAUGCAGAAGAAAGAAAAUGUGAUGGACAAAUUCGCCAUGUAGAUGAUUCUUUGCAAUGGAAGAAAAUAGAUUCUUUGUUUCCAAAUUUUGGCAAAGAGUCGAGAAACCUUAGACUUGGACUUUCUAUUGAUGGAAUGAAUCUGUUUGGUAAUCGAAAUACUAACCAUUCUUCUUGGCCUGUUCUUUUGAUGAUUUACAACCUAUCUCCUAGGUUGUGCAUGAAGCGUAAAUAUAUUAUGUUAUUGAUGAUGAUUUCGGGCCCAAAACAACUAGGAAAUGACAUAGAUGUUUAUCUAAGUCCAUUGAUUGAUGAUUUAAGAGUGUUGUGGGAGGAAGGGGUGGAUGUUUUUUAUGCGCAUUCUAGUGAACAAUUCAAUAUGCGUGCCAUGUUGUUUUGCACCAUCAGUGAUUUUCUGGCAUAUGGCAAUUUGUCUGGGUAUAAAGUUAAAGGUUAUAAAGCGUGUCCUAUAUGUGAAAAACACACAUGUUACCAUCAGCUUGAAAAAGGAAAGAAGACUGUUUAUCUUGGGCAUCGAAAUUUUCUAAAUCAUUAUCAUCUAUAUCGUAGAUUGCAAAAAGCUUUCAAUGGGGAACAAGAGCUUGGUGUUGCUCCAAAACCCUUAACUAGAGAGGAAGUUUAUCAACGACAACAGGGCAUUACUGCUAUCUUUGGAAAGUACCAAAAGCGAUCUAUUGUGAAAAAUAUAUGUAUAAAGAGGUCGGUUUUCUUCGAUCUCUUGGAAAAAUAUAUGGAAGACAUUGUAACAAGACGUUUUUGCCUCCUGCCUUCUACACUCUAUCUAGAAAGUAUCAAAGUACCGCAUGAUUACUCAUCAAAUGUCAAGAGGCUUGUUUCGGUUAAAGAUAUCAAAUUAGUUGGCUUAAAAUCUCAUGACUGUCAUGUCUUAAUGCAACAACUACUACCAGUGGCUAUUCGUGGGAUAUUUCCCAACAAUGUUAGGAAGACUAUAACUAGGUUGUGCUUAUUUUUCAAUGCAAUUUGUUGCAAAGCCAUGUUUCCAUUAAAGUUAGACGAUUUGGAAAAUGAGGCUGCAGUUAUCUUGUGCCAAUUAGAGAUGUAUUUUCCUCCUUUAUUUUUUGACAUUAUAGUUCACUUGAUUGUUCAUCUAGUAAGGGAGAUUAGACUAUGUGGUCCAAUUUUUUUACGGUGGAUAUAUCCAAUAGAGCGAUACAUGAAGAUCCUAAAAGGGUAUACCAAAAACCCACAAAGUCCAGAAGCAUCGAUUAUUGAGAGGUACAUUGCAAAAGAAGCAAUUGAGUUUUGUUCUAACUAUUUGUCAGAAGUGGAUGUUGUAGGGGUUCCCAAGUCUCGUCAUGAUGGGAGAUGUGAGGGCGUGGGUACACAAGGUUUAAAGGUCAAGAGCUUAAGUAUUGAUGUGGUUGUUCAAGCGCAUUUGCAUAUAUUGAAUAACACGGAUGAAGUUCAACCUUACUUAUCUUCUCACAAAAGCAUCAUAAAGAAAAAGUACCCUAAGAUUGGUGUAAGAAUCGAUGAAUUUGAAGUUACACUGGUUGAUCUUAGCAAGUUAGCUUAUGUGGACGAACCUUUCAUCAUGGCAUCUCAAGCAAAACAAGUGUUUUAUGUCACAGAUCCUUCUAAUAAAAGGUGGUCAGUUGUUAUACAAGUAAGGGGGCAUGAUAGUGAUAAAAAUCAAGAUGCGAAUCUUGAUAUUUCGAAACUCUUCCUUUCUCAACAAAUGUGCCUACCUCCAUUGAAGAAAAUGUAG